Messenger RNA from Linum tenue, 533 nucleotides. Lineage: Eukaryota; Viridiplantae; Streptophyta; Magnoliopsida; Malpighiales; Linaceae. The record is from the annotation of a GenBank genome assembly.
AAAGAAGCAGAAAAAGGGAUGAUGGGAUAUGAGAAAGGAUAUUCUUCAAGGAAGACCAAUGAAGAGGCAAAGAUUGUAUGGCGAAACUCCAUAAUGCGCAUAAUUAGCAAUCUUAUAUACAAAAGCCAACACACUGAAAGCAUCAUAAAAACAUUUCAAGAAAGUUUGUUGAGUCUUGAAAUGAAGCCAGAGCAAGAGUUGGAAAAUGUAGACUUGGUUGGUCAUAUUAACAAAGAGGCUACUGAAACUUACACAAAUGCGGAACCGAUAUUAGAUCCACCAUGUGUGAAGUCGAAAGGACUGAACUACACAAGAGAAAAAAGACACUUUGAAAAGCGUAAGCCAAAAUAAAUAAAAAAGGUCAUCGAGAAAAAAGUCUCUAUCAAAUACCAUGCAUGAACAAAUGACUCUCGAAAGGAAUGCACAGUAUCCAACAUUGCAACAAUAUGCAAGGAAUGCACAGUAUCCAGCAUUUCCAUCUCUUGCGCCUCAAGCUAGUGGAGUUGGAAAUUUUGCAACUUCAAAUCCUUCGG